Molecule: messenger RNA, 587 nt
Organism: Rhipicephalus microplus (southern cattle tick)
Lineage: Eukaryota; Metazoa; Arthropoda; Arachnida; Ixodida; Ixodidae
Source: RefSeq, a predicted model, not a curated record
AUGGCCGGCAACCUAGGUGGGCGAAAAGACUACCAUGUACAAGGUCGCCUUGUUAGGAAAGGGAAUGAGUUGUGGUUUGAUGAAGACUGUAAAAAGCCCAACUGUGCGUGGCCACAGAAACUAGUCUGCCCAACCAGUGAUAACUGUGGCUGCUACUGCCAGGACGUCCCUUGUUAUGUGCCUCGGUGCAGCAGUGGCUGCCAAGCCAGCUGCUUUACGAGGCCUGGCUUCUGUCAAUGCAAAUGCAUGCAAGCAUCUAAAAGGUGUGCGGAAGCAUGGGAAAGCGAGUGCCUCGCCGUUUGUGUGGGGAAUUCUCCUUGCAAAUGCAACUGUGUCGGCCAAUUUCAGCCGCACCAACGCAACACCUACAGGAACUCCACUCUUCAGCGCGAGUUCGACUGUCAUCCGCCCCCUCAAAUCAAGAGGUAUUAAGAGAAGCGGAAUAGCAGGAAAGACAGGAAGGAGCUUAGCCACUCUUGAAAGCUUCAGAGAAAACUAUUCUUGUGCUUACUAUAGGUAUUAUAACUUUACACUGGUGUUUACAAUUUGUUAGGCUAUUGGGUGGUUCACCUAAGAAGAACAUAUAC